AACUAUCAGUUUGUUCUGGCCUUGGUUUUUGCCAUUGAAGAGAUCAACAGAAACCCCCACCUUUUACCCAAUAUAUCUUUGGGAUUUGAUCUUUACAACAUCCCAUUCAUUGAAUGGGGUGUGAUGGAUAUUUCUUUCACUUGGCUCUCAGGCCUGGACAAAAGGAUCCCUAAUUAUACCUGUAGAAGAGAAGGCAAUUCUAUAGCAGUGCUUACAGGAACAUCGUGGGCAACAUCUGCCCAGAUUGGGACACUUCUGAAACUUUACAAAUUUCCACAGAUGAUUUUAAAUCUCACCUUUGGACCUUUUGAUCCUAUCCUAAGUGACAAAAGCCAGUUCCCUUCUGUAUAUCAGAUGGCUCCCAAAGAUACAUCUCUGGUCCUUGGCAUGGUCUACUUGAUGGUUCAUUUUCACUGGAACUGGGUUGGGCUUUUCAUCUCAGAAGACCAGAAAGGUAUGGAGAUUCUCUCAGACUUACAAAGAGAGAUGGACAGGAACAGAGUCUGUGUAGCUUUUGUGGAAAUGAUUCCAGUCAGCAGAGUGUCAUAUUCUUCAGAUGUCUUGUUUAACCAUCACCAGAUCAUGAAAUCAUCUGCAAAUGUUAUUUUCAUUUUUGGGGAUACUGAUUACCUGCAAGGUGUAAUAUGUAAAUUAGGGCAAACCUUAAUGACAUGGAAAGUCUGGGUCAUGAAUUCACAAUGGGAUUUUGCUAUCACUCCAAAAUAUUUUAUGUUAGAUUUAUUCCAUGGGACUCUCAUUUUUUCACACCACUAUAGUGAAAUCUCUGGUUUUACAAAUUUUAUCAAGACAGUUAGCCCUUCAAAAUACCCAGAAGACAUUUACCUUGCUCGGUUAUGGUAUUCUUACUUUAACUGCUCAUUUUCUGGUUCUAACUGUGAAACCUUAGAAAACUGUCUUCCCAAUGCCUCCUUGGAAUUGUUGCCUAGACAUCUUUUUGACAUGGCCAUGACUGAAGAGAGUUACAAUAUAUAUAAUGCUGUGUAUGCUGUAGCCCACUCUCUUCAUGUGAUGCUUCUUUAUCAAACAGAAACACAGCCCAUGCAAAAUGGGAAAGGUGGAGUGCUUUCGCCUUGGCAGCUCCACCACGUUCUGAAGGAUAUCAAAUUUGUCAAUCUUGCUGGAGACCAAGUGAAUUUGAAUGACAAAAAGAAUGUGGAUGCAUCGUAUGACAUUCUGAACUACUGGAAUUUUCCACAAGGUCUUGGGCUUAUGGUCAAAGUAGGAACAUUUUCCCCACAUGGUCCAUAUGGUCAACAAUUAACUUUAUCUGAGGAUAUGAUAGAGUGGGCCACAGGAUUUAGGAAGACUCCACCCUCUGUGUGUAGUGACAGUUGUGGUCCUGGAUUCAGAAAAACACUUCUGGAGGGAAAGGCUGCAUGCUGCUUUGAUUGUAGCCCUUGCCCAGAGAAUGAGAUUUCUAAUGUGACAGAUAUGGAUCAGUGUAUAAAAUGUCGAGAUCACCAGUAUGCCAACAUAGAGCAAAACUCCUGUCUCCAAAAAACUGUGACCUUCCUGGCCUAUGAAGAUCCACUGGGGAUGUCUCUUGCCUGUGUUGCCCUAUGCUUCUCUGCACUCACUGCUGCUGUUUUUGGAGUCUUUGUGAAGCAUCGAGACACACCUAUAGUUAAGGCCAAUAAUCAGGCUCUCAGCUACAUUCUACUCAUCUCUCUCACCUUCUGCUUCCUCUGCUCCUUACUCUUCAUUGGUCAUCCCAACACGGUCACCUGCAUCCUCCAGCAGACAACAUUUGGAGUUGUGUUCACUUUGGCAAUUUCUACUGUCUUGGCUAAAACUAUUACCGUUGUUCUAGCUUUCAAGGUCACCGUGCCAGACAGAAGGAUAAGGCAGUUCCUGAUAUCAGGGGCACCUAACUUUGUCGUUCCACUGUGCACUGUGAUCCAAGUGAUCCUCUGUGGAAUCUGGUUGGGUACUUCUCCUCCUUUCAUCGACAUGGAUUCACAUUCUGAACAUGGUCACAUCAUCAUUGUGUGUAACAAAGGUUCAGUCACUGCUUUCUACAGUGUUCUGGGAUAUCUGGGCUCUUUGGCCUUGGGGAGUUUCACAUUGGCUUUUCUGGUCAGGAACCUGCCUGAUAUGUUCAAUGAAGCCAAAUUCCUGACAUUUAGCAUGUUGGUGUUCUGUAGUGUCUGGAUCACCUUCCUUCCUGUUUACCACAGCACCAAGGGGAAGGCCAUGGUGGCUGUGGAGAUAUUCUCUAUCCUGGCCUCCAGUGCAGGACUCCUGGGAUGCAUCUUUGCCCCCAAGUGCUACAUUAUUUUAUUAAGGCCAUAUAGGAGCUCUCUGCAUGGCUUCAGUUAUAAAACACAUUCUGACAAUAAUAGACUUGCUUAA
This is a messenger RNA of Octodon degus (degu), 2373 nucleotides long. Its product is annotated as vomeronasal type-2 receptor 116-like. Gene Ontology annotation, molecular function: G protein-coupled receptor activity. The record is from RefSeq and is a predicted model, not a curated record. The transcript is spliced from 6 exons. The coding region runs from base 124 to 2373 and encodes 749 amino acids. Gene Ontology annotation, cellular component: membrane. NCBI's taxonomy places the organism in Eukaryota, Metazoa, Chordata, Mammalia, Rodentia, Octodontidae. Gene Ontology annotation, biological process: G protein-coupled receptor signaling pathway.